Hyla sarda is the source of this 1146-nucleotide messenger RNA. It is a transcript of the gene TMED6, whose product is annotated as transmembrane p24 trafficking protein 6. Bases 236 to 943 code for a protein of 235 amino acids. Gene Ontology annotation, cellular component: endoplasmic reticulum-Golgi intermediate compartment; COPII-coated ER to Golgi transport vesicle; endoplasmic reticulum. The record is from RefSeq and is a predicted model, not a curated record. Lineage: Eukaryota; Metazoa; Chordata; Amphibia; Anura; Hylidae. Gene Ontology annotation, biological process: endoplasmic reticulum to Golgi vesicle-mediated transport; intracellular protein transport; Golgi organization. The transcript is spliced from 4 exons.
ACGCAAAAAACAAGCCCUCAUACUAGUCUGUGGAUGAAAAUAUAAGAGUUAUGAUUUUUUGAAGGCGAGGAGGAAAAAACGAAAAUACGGAAACUGUAUUGCCAAAACGUGGUAUGAACCCAGCCUUACCUUAUCAUAAUAGGGCUGUCCUUUUUGUCUGGGGGCUGGACAGGUUAAUGAUUGCUGAGGUGUACCUAAUCCCCAGCACUCAGAUGCAGCCUCUGCCGCUCACAUCAUGCUUUGUCUUGCUGUUCUCCUGUCCCUUGUAUGCCCAUGCUUACCACAGAAGUCGGAGCCAUUAAGCAGUCACAGCUCCGAGCCCUUAUUCCGUGGAGCAGAUCGCUAUGACUUUGCCAUUGUGGUGAGCCCUGCAGGCACUGAAUGCUUCUGGCACUACGCACAUCAGAAUGGUUAUUUCUACUUUGGGUAUGAGGUUCAGUGGACCUCCGGAAUAAUGCAGGACAGACAUGUGUCUGCCUCAGCACAUAAUCCACAGGGUUUUCUCAUUGAAACCUCCAAGGAUGUACGUGGUCAGAUCAACUUUGAGACCAAAGAGACAGGGUUUUAUCAGCUCUGCAUAAAUAACUGGCAGAACAGCUUUGGCUCAGUUCAGGUUUACCUCAACUUUGGUGUGUACUACGACGGACAAGGACCCGAGCACCCUCAGGACCACAAGCGGAAGUUAAAUGACACCCUGGUAUCUAUUGAGGAAAGUGCCCAGAUUGUACAAGGUCGUGUUCUUCAUAUGUGGAGAUAUUAUAACUUUGCUCGUAUGAGGAAAGGGUCUGAUUACUACAGGCUGAUGUCCAACUAUCACUAUGUAAACUGGUGGUCAGCAGGUACAAGCAUCCUUAUUGUGGUCUCAGGAGUCCUGCAGCUUUAUUUCCUUAAACGUCUCUUCAAUGAAAAGGUGACCACAACGACCCAGAAACCACGCUGCUGAGAACUACUGAGAAUGCUGCCCUGAUGCAUCUCGGGCUGAAAGAUUUUAUAUACCUUUCUAUUUGUUUUUAUAUAUAUCUUGCAAUUGUAUAUGGGUAUCACAAGUAAAUGUUGGGAUCAGAACUUGACAGCUGUCUAAUGCCCAGUUUAUACCAACAAAUAAACAAUGCUGUAUGUAUGGCUAUACUUGGCUUCCCUUUUAUA